GUAGUUCAUACAGAGGCGGUAAUUGGUUUAACAGCACUCUCCCUUCGUUUCACGCUGCCAUCUGCUACCUCUUCGCCCGCUCUCUGCACCGCUGUCGCCUUCACCUCAGUUCGGCUUUUCCUCUCCGGUGGUCGGCGGUCGGUUUCGUACCCCAAACUGCCACAGUUUAACAACGACUCAGUAGUCAGCACCAGCUCUUUUCUUCCCGUCGGCCACCGCCUUUGCCGCCAGAACUAUCCGCUUAGUCAGCUAGUUUCUCAAAUAUUUCUCGCAAUGAUGAAUCAGUUACGGAAGCUGUUCCUCCACGAUAGCUACUACGCCAAGUACUUCGUCGCGAGGCAAGAAUCCUACAGGCGGCUAGCCGACCACGUUCUGCGGCGAUGGCAAUCGCGAACCUCCGGGGAUACUUUCCAAGAAUCAGACCCUACGAGAAGAGAAGCAACGGAAUCCCCUCAGGUUUCCUCCAGGCCCAUGCGCACCAAAUCUACCGCUAGCAGUGAAAACGACGCAGGCUCCAAUAAAUGGAAGCUGGAGCCUGUUUGGUUCACGAAAACCCUUGAACCAGCCUUGCAAUUCUGCAGGUGGGCGCUACCUGGAGGGAGUGGGAUUGGAAACAAAGUCCCUCCAAGUGGUCGAUCUAUUUCAGAAGUAAUUUCUAGCAUUCAGAGGAGUAAGAUUGGGAUUGAGGAUUGGACCUUGAGUGAUUUUACGAUUGGCUUGUAUCUUCUAUAUCUUCGUCAGGGUUCUUUGAAUGCGUUUGAGGAUGUUAAGGGGAUUCAAGUCUCUUCUGAAGCAAUAAUUGAAGAUCUAAUAUAUCACCUUGAGUUGGCAAAAGGCUGUUAUAAGGGUGAUGUUUCUGGUCUUGUCCGGCACAGCAUGCUCCGGGAGAAAAAUAUUCUCAAAUAUGUGAAAGAUUCUAGUGUGAUGAGGCCUGGAUACUACAUUGGCAUUGAUCCACGCAAGAAGCUUGUCAUUUUGGGAAUUCGUGGUACUAAUACAGUAUAUGAUCUCAUCACGGAUGUUGUUUCGUCAAGUGAUGAUGACGUCACUAUUGAGGGUUAUUCAACCCAUUUUGGCACUGCUGAAGCUGCUCGUUGGUUUCUUAAACAUGAGAUGAAAACCAUAAGGAAGUACUUGGAGACUCAUGAUGGAUAUAGGUUUAGGGUAGUGGGUCAUUCUCUUGGAGGUGCCAUUGCUUCUUUGCUGGCAAUCAUGCUCCGCAGAUGUUCGCAUGAAGAACUUGGAUUUUCUCCUGAGCUUGUUUCUGCUGUUGGGUAUGCUACCCCACCAUGUGUCUCCAGCAAACUUGCUGAAAGUUGUUCAGAUUUCGUUUCUAAUGUUGUAAUGCAGGAUGAUAUCGUACCUAGGUUAAGUGCAGCUUCUUUGACACGAUUGCGGAAUGAAAUUCUUCAAACUGAUUGGACCAGUGUAAUUGAGAAAGAAGACUGGAAAAGCGUUAUAGGUAUGGUCACCAAUGCAAAGCAAGUUGUGUCUUCAGUUCAAGAUGUGGCUAGCAAGCUGGCUGACUUUGCUAAGUUUUGGGGUAAGAGUUCUCCUGAUUCUCCUACCAGGAAGGCACCUCGUGUUGCUUUGACCUCCAAAGCUGCCACAGAGAACGCUGAUAUCAACGAAAAGGAAGGACACACAAAUAUCGUGCCAGAGGAGUUGUUCGUGCCAGGGUCCGUGUACUAUCUCAAACGGAACGUCGAUCUCAGCAGCAGCAACAGCAGCAGGGGCUUGGAAUAUUUCACAUUGCUGAAGAGGCAGCCAGGUGAGCAUUUCCAGAAGAUAAUUUUGUCGAACAACAUAAUUUCAGACCACAAAUGCGACAGCCAUCAGUACGCUCUGCGGGACGUACUCAAAGGCUUGCCUGCAAUAGUCGGAUCUCGUUUCCCCGUCUCGGAGUUCCGUUCCAAUUCAUUCCCCAUCGGCCUAUCAGGCGGCCACCAAGGAGAAGACGAAAGAAACCUCCUGGACAUCCGGAACAACAGAACUGCACUUUUUGAUGGAAUUGAGGAGGGUGGUAUCAGGGCUUCUGCUUCUUACUCCCAUGAAAUUGACGAGCAAGAUAAUGAAAGUGCUCUUGAAGGUUUGCAAGACAGAGUCAGUCUCCUGAAGCGGGGCAACGAUAUGGAUUCAUCCCGAGGAGUCCUAUCAGGAACAAUGGAUCGUUUCAAGAUGGUGUUUGAAACAAAAUCAAGCAGGAGAAUGCUCACGCUAGUCGCAUCAUUUGUGGCAGUAUUCCUCAUUGUAUACUAUCUCACUAGGUGAACAAGAUUGCAGAAGCCCUCAGCCUAUUUUGUAAUGUUGUUACAACAUGCAUAUCCUUCCAGACUGCUUUAUAGUUUUCAGCUUGCAAUACAUAAACGAAUUCGUGGACGCUGGUUGGCCGUAAAAAGUUUGUUUGCCUCUCGAUGUGAGGCGUGUUUAUGUUAAAUCAUCCAUCGUGUAAAAAGUUUGUUUGAAAGGGACAUAUUGUUUUUCUAAUUGAAGUCAUCUUAGCAGGUGGGGAUGUCUAGGGGUGUUAAAUUGGUAUGGUAACCGUUUUAGCCGGCAGUAUUUGGUUAAUUGAGAUAAUUAGUUUGAUU
Molecule: messenger RNA, 2588 nt
Organism: Linum tenue
Lineage: Eukaryota; Viridiplantae; Streptophyta; Magnoliopsida; Malpighiales; Linaceae
Source: the annotation of a GenBank genome assembly